Molecule: messenger RNA, 2583 nt
Organism: Trypanosoma conorhini
Lineage: Eukaryota; Euglenozoa; Kinetoplastea; Trypanosomatida; Trypanosomatidae
Product: calpain-like cysteine peptidase
Exons: 1
Biological process (GO): proteolysis
Molecular function (GO): calcium-dependent cysteine-type endopeptidase activity
Source: RefSeq, a predicted model, not a curated record
ACGAACACGACGAGCACCACGAGCACGAAAAAGCCCCACGAACACGACGAGCACCACGAGCACGAAAAGCCCCACGAACACGACGAGCACCACGAGCACCACGAGCACGAAAAGUCACACGAACACGAUGAGCACCACGAGCUUGACGAGCACCACGAGCAUGAAUACCCUGUGGAGGGGGACGAGCUUGUUGGCUAUCCUGGGAGCCAUAAAAAAGAACACUUGCAAGAAACGGAAGAGAUCGUUCAUGAGGGUGAAAGUCAUGAGCACGAUCAAGAUGAGGUUAAGCCCCACCGUGCGGAAGGGACGCAUGCUGCUGAUGAAGGGCACGAACACCCACUUCCUGAGCCUCACCACGCAGAGGAAGAAGUGCAUCGACGGGAGUCGCCAGUGGGGUAUGCGGAUCAGGGGAGCAGGAAGGGGAACAAUGAGGAGGGGUUACCGCCUCACACACAGGAGGUUCAUCACUUUAUCAAGCCAAGGAAAACGCCAUUAAAACAACCAACUCGUUGGGAUCCAGUUGAAUACGAUUUGCGUGAAGACAGCGACGAUGAGUUUGAAAUGACAACAGCAUUACGCCCUGUUUAUGAAGAGGAAGAGGUAUCCGAGAUGCCCCAUUUCAAAAAUGGCGAACCAGAUUACCAAGGCGAAUUUCUUUCCUGUUUUGAUGAGCCCAAUUUGCUGUACCGCAUUCUUAACCGCGAAGAAAAGACCUGGGCCUUUUACAACGAUACUCGCCAUUAUGAAAUGCAUGUGCAGUUCACCUUUGGCAAGCACUCCGUGUUGGAGCCCCUUGAAAAUACCAAAAUGUAUACAAAACACGAUGGUGAGCAUGUGGCUGAGGUCUAUGUUUACCCUGGAGAGACGGAAAUGUUCGUUAAGGGUAAGGUGAAUGGUUUCACGAGCAAACUCCGCGCAGUUCCCUUAUCAGAAGAUUACUGUAAGCGUCGUCAAGAGCUUGCUGAGGAAACCAUUCACCAGGAAAUGGCUCAGAUUAAGGAAAUUAUUGGGGAUGAGAAGGAUGCGGAGAAGGUUUUGAAGGCUUGUUUAGAGCAUAAUCUUCCCUUUGUGGACCCGGAGUUUCCGCCCUGCCAGGCUUCUUUGGACACUGGGGCAAAGAAGCCUUUCAAGCAUCUUCCCUGGGCGCGGCCUUCAUCGUACCUUCCUGACGACUUGGUUGAUCAGGUUCGCCUGUUCAGAGGUCCUAUUCGCCCUGGCGAGUUUGAUCAGGGAGAGCUGGGAGAUGUUUGGCUGAUGUGCUCCAUCGCCGCCGUCUCAGAGAACCCGGAUGCUAUUCUUAAUAUGUUCCGACACCCCAAGGGUGCUGAAGCAGGCAAAAGAGAGCGUGCUGUCGGCGCGUACCGUGUAAACUUCAACAAAAACGGUCUCUGGCGCAGCGUCGUCGUCGACAACUACCUUCCAAUUUCCGGGGGCAAACCCAAGUACGCAAAGAGCAGUCGUGAUCUUGCCGAACUGUGGCCUUCCAUCUUGCAAAAGGCAUUUGCCAAAAUGCACGGCAGUUACGCCCUUAUUUGCUCAGGUGAUCCACUUCACGCACUUCAGGACUUGACAGGCUUUCCAUGCUGUAGGUUUGAUGAUGCCUUUUCCAGCGCCUCUCGCUCUGGCAAGGAUGAUCUGUUCCAGGACUGGGUAAAGUACACCAGGGCUCACUAUCAAAUGUUGCUGAGCACCCCUGGCAAGGAUCCAAAGGAUGAAAACCCGAAUGAUCCCAAGUUGUCCAAGCGCUACCAGAGCGUGGGACUACUCAGUGGACACGCCUACAGAGUUUUGGAUGCGCAAUACUUUCCCAGUCACGAACUGCGUUUGUUGAAGCUGCGCAACGCAUGGGGUCGAAACACGGAGUGGAAUGGUGACUGGUGCGGCGACGAUGAAAAAUGGGAGCAAUACCCGGAAGUGGCGCAAGCUUGCGACUUUGAGAGGGAUGAUCGUAGCACCUUCUGGAUGUCGUGGGAAGCUUGCCUCUAUUACUUCAACGGCGGAGGCGUUUGCUUCUCCCAUCCGUCCCUCAACGAUUACCGUGUGCCCUCGAAAUUCGUGGCGUGCACGCCAUCCUGCGUUUUGGAGGUUAGCGUUGAGCAACCCACUUGGAUGUGUUUUACAAUCUCGCAGCGAGACAGGCGCGGACUCCAGGGGGCCGGCGAGUACCAACCUGUCAUGUUGAGCGUUGCGCAGCCGCUGGAAAACGAGCUCUACAAGGUCGUUCAAAACAGCUCCGCCGAUGCCUCCCACCCACUCUCCGACAAGUGGACCUUUUUCCAGGCCCGCGACGUCAGCCUGCUGCACAAGUUCCUUCCCGAGCACUCGCCAUACCUCGUCAUUCCUCGACUCAUGCACAUGGACGGUCAGGGGGAGAAGACGCCGUACGUCCUAGGAUUUUCGUGCAACAGGGUCGUUGGACGCGACGGCGUUACCGUCCAAUUUAAAACCAUCGACAAGGACAACAAGGUGUUACACAACUUUCCCAAGUUUGAACCCGAAACGACGCCUGUCGAGGUGGAGUACCAGGCCAAGCCACCCCACAAGGGAUACCCAGAGCAGAAGAUGGGGCAGUCGGUGUACUAA